This is a messenger RNA of Microplitis demolitor, 1249 nucleotides long. It is a transcript of the gene Taf11, whose product is annotated as transcription initiation factor TFIID subunit 11. The transcript is spliced from 6 exons. The record is from RefSeq and is a predicted model, not a curated record. Gene Ontology annotation, biological process: transcription initiation at RNA polymerase II promoter; RNA polymerase II preinitiation complex assembly. Gene Ontology annotation, molecular function: transcription coactivator activity; protein heterodimerization activity. Bases 311 to 1159 code for a protein of 282 amino acids. Gene Ontology annotation, cellular component: nucleus; transcription factor TFIID complex. Lineage: Eukaryota; Metazoa; Arthropoda; Insecta; Hymenoptera; Braconidae.
ACCCUUUCACGCAUGAGGGGUACAUUUGUUCCCGCAUAACUUUUCCAAUUUAUAAUAAUAUACUGGCUAAAUAAAAUCUUUUUUAGAUUUAUAAUUUUUAAUUUUUUAGUACUUUUUAAAGUUUUCACGGAACACCUUGACAUGUAAUGAUAAAAGAUGGCGAGAAAUUCGAAUUUGAGGUUAUGAGUAACGAAUGUGAACUGGCAUGAAAGUAAACAAAUAGAAAAAUUUAAUACAAAAUAUAAACUAAUUAAUUUACUUGUAAUAAUUUGAAAUAAUUAUAGUUUAUUAAUAAACAUAUAUUUAAAAAAUGGAUGAUUUAUUUGGUAAAGAUGAUUCUGGUAAUGACAGUGAUGUAACUGAUGAAAAAAGUAAUAAUUUAAGUGGCGAUAAAUUAGAUGACUCUAUUGAAAUAGAAGAACAUGAUAUAAAGCCUGAAAUAGAUACGUCGUUACUUUCAUCAUCACCAACGAACUCGCCGAUUAAAAAUAAUGACUGUAAUUUAAAUUCAAUUGCUUCUCCGAUUGAUAAAAAUACAAGUGGAAGUAAUGACAAAAAUGAAAUUAUGAAUAUAGAUCAUAUUGAUUAUCUAAGCACAAGUACUGGUACAAAUGCAAGUACUAGCGCGAGUACUAUUUCUACUAUAACUAAUAAAAAUAACAACAACAACAAUAAUGAUGAUGAUAUAAUGACGAUCGGUAAUAAUAAAGAAGAUGAUUUAUUUACAAAUUCAAUUGUUUUACCGCAACAACAAUUACGUCCGAUGGAUAUUGGAGAACGACGAGAGAGUAAAGAAAAAAAUAAACGUGAGUUAGAAGAAGAAGAACGUGAAAAAAUGCAAGUAUUAGUAUCUAACUUUACAGAAGCACAGUUAGAUCGUUAUGAAAUGUUUCGUCGUGCUGCAUUUCCUAAAGCUGCUAUUAAAAGGAUAAUGCAAACAAUAACCGGUUGUUCUGUAUCACAAAAUGUUGUUAUUGCAAUGUCAGGUAUCGCUAAAGUAUUUGUUGGUGAAAUUGUUGAGAAAGCACUAGAUGUAAUGGAAGAAUAUAAUGACAGUGGUCCUGUUCAACCGAAACAUUUACGAGAAGCUGUACGUCAACUUCGCUUACAAGGACAAAUUCCUAUUGGACGUUCCCGCAAAACAUUUUUUAGACUUUAAUUUAUGUAUAAAUAAUUAUUUAGUAAUUUAUAUAUUUUUUAAUUUGUUUAUUAAUUUAUAUUUACAGUAAACUCGGAAUCUUUUUUAUAA